Mytilus trossulus (common blue mussel) is the source of this 376-nucleotide messenger RNA. RefSeq lists its product as uncharacterized. NCBI's taxonomy places the organism in Eukaryota, Metazoa, Mollusca, Bivalvia, Mytilida, Mytilidae. The coding region runs from base 32 to 376 and encodes 114 amino acids. The transcript is spliced from 3 exons. The record is from RefSeq and is a predicted model, not a curated record.
CAAAACCUGGCUUGAAUUUAUAGCAUUCAAGAUGUUUUCCAAUGUUAUUUUGAACGCGGUAUUUUUAAUGCUGAGUCUUGUUACCAUAGCAGACGGUUAUUGUUUUAGGGUGUCAUAUGCUGGUCCAGGUCUUAUAGACUGUACUACACCCAAUGAAGUCUUUGUAAAAAAUGGUAUACGUUAUACAUCAUAUGAGGAUUGUAUCAGUUGUAAUUGUAACAACGGUUUCCUGAAUUGUUGUCAACUGGGAAUAACUUUGGGGGAUCUGCAUCCAGACUGCAAAGCUGUAGAAGAUGUACCGUGUUGGGAAAAGGCAGUAAUGAAAAACAACGAAAACGAGCCAUGUCCAUAUCCUCAUGGGGUAAAGGGUCGUUAA